Molecule: messenger RNA, 2816 nt
Organism: Megalops cyprinoides (Indo-Pacific tarpon)
Lineage: Eukaryota; Metazoa; Chordata; Actinopteri; Elopiformes; Megalopidae
Product: glutamate receptor ionotropic, delta-1-like
Exons: 14
Coding region: 8-2800 (930 amino acids)
Biological process (GO): modulation of chemical synaptic transmission; monoatomic ion transport; synaptic transmission, glutamatergic
Cellular component (GO): postsynaptic membrane; plasma membrane
Molecular function (GO): transmitter-gated monoatomic ion channel activity involved in regulation of postsynaptic membrane potential; glutamate-gated receptor activity
Source: RefSeq, a predicted model, not a curated record
UGAGCUGAUGACCCAGGGCAUCCUGGCGCUGGUGACCUCCACGGGCUGUGCCUCGGCCAGCGCGCUGCAGUCCCUGACCGACGCCAUGCACAUCCCGCACCUCUACGUGCAGCGCAACAGCGAGGGCUCCCCGCGCACCGCCUGCCAGCUCAACCCCAGCCCCGACGGCGAGCGCUACACGCUGGCCGCCCGCCCGCCCGUGCGCCUCAACGACGUCAUGCUCAAACUGGUCACCGAGCUGCGCUGGCAGAAGUUCAUCGUCUUUUACGACAGCGAGUACGAUAUCCGCGGCCUGCAGAGCUUCUUGGACCAGACGUCUCGGCAGGGUCUGGACGUGUCGCUGCAGAGAGUGGACCGUAACAUCAGCCAGGUCUUCUCCAGCCUGUUCUCCACCAUGCGCACCGAGGAGCUGAACCGCUACAGGGACACACUGAGGCGGGCCAUACUGCUGCUCAGUCCCCGAGGAGCCCAGGUCUUCAUCCACCAGGCUGUCGAAACCAACCUGGCCUCCAAGGACAGCCACUGGGUGUUCGUGAACGAGGAGAUCAGCGACACAGAGAUUCUGGAGCUGGUGCACAGUGCCCUGGGGCGGAUGACGGUCAUUCGCCAGAUCUUCCCCUUGUGGAAGGACAGCAAUGUUCGCUGCAUGAGGAACAACCACCGGAUCUCCUCCCUGCUCUGCGACCCCCAGGAGGGCUACCUGCAAUCCCUGGAGGUGUCCAACUUGUACCUGUAUGACAGUGUGCUGAUGCUGGCCAACGCCUUCUACAGGAAAUUGGAGGACAGGAAGUGGCAUAGCAUGGCCAGUCUGAACUGCAUAAGGAAGUCUACCAAGCCCUGGAACGGGGGCUGGUCUAUGCUGGAGACCAUCCAGAAGGGUCGCAUCACCGGGCUCACGGGAACCAUGGACUUCCGCGACAACGGCUCCAAUUCGCACGUCCAGUUCGAGAUCCUGGGAACCAGCUACAGUGAGACCUUUGGAAAAGAUGUCAAGAGGCUGGCAACGUGGGACUCGACUCUAGGUCUAAAUGGCAGCCUGAAGGAGAGCCGCAUUGAGAAUGGCAUGCAAGGAGUGACGGUCAAAGUGGUGACACUGCUGGAGGAUCCCUUUGUCAUGGUUGCAGAAAACAUUCUCGGGCAACCCAAGAAGUACAAGGGUUUCUCCAUAGACGUGCUCGAUGCACUGGCCAAGAUUCUGGGCUUCAAGUAUGAGAUCUACCAGGUGGCAGACAGCAAGUACGGCACUCAGCUGCCCAACGGCUCCUGGAAUGGGAUGAUUGGAGAGCUCAUCAACAAGAGGGCGGAUCUGGCCGUGUCGGCGAUCACCAUCACGCCUGAGCGGGAGAACGUGGUGGACUUCAGCAAGCGCUACAUGGACUACUCUGUGGGCAUCCUGCUUCGCAAGCCUGAGGAGAAGAUAAACAUCUUCUCGCUGUUCGCGCCCUUCGACCUGGCGGUGUGGGCCUGCAUCGCGGCUGCCAUCCCUGUGGUCGGGGUCCUGAUCUUUGUCCUGAACCGGAUGCAGCUGGUGCGCACCCAGAACCCCCCGGCCCCCCACCAGCAGGCCCCCUCCUCUGUCUCCAACUCCCUGCACAGCGCGAUCUGGAUCGUCUAUGGAGCCUUCGUCCAACAGGGUGGAGACUCCAUUGUGAGUUCUGUGGCCCUGCGAAUUGUGAUGGGAAGCUGGUGGCUUUUCACCCUCAUCGUCUGCUCCUCCUACACGGCCAACCUGGCAGCCUACCUCACCGUGUCUCGCAUGGACAACACCAUACGGACCUUCCAGGACCUAUCCAAGCAGAUGGACCUAGCCUAUGGCACGGUGAGAGACUCCGCGGUAUACGACUACUUCAGGGCCAAGGGCACCAACCCACUGGAGCAGGACAGCACGUUCGCAGAACUCUGGAGGACCAUCAGCAAAAACAAUGGUCAUGACUACUCAGUGUCCAGCCCUUCAGAAGGCAUCCGCAAGGCAAAGAAAGGGCCCUACGCUUUCCUGUGGGACAUGGCGGUGGUGGAGUACGCGGCCCUGACUGAUGACGACUGCUCCAUCACAGUGACCGGCAACAGCAUAAGCAGCAAAGGCUAUGGGAUUGCAAUGCAGCAUGGGAGCCCAUACAGAGACCUCUUCUCACAGAAGAUCCUGGAGCUGCAGGAGAAGGGUGACCUGGACAUCCUGAAGCAGAAAUGGUGGCCCCGCACAGGCCGCUGUGACCUGAACAGCCACGCCAGCGCGCAGCCAGAUGGGCGAGCGCUCAAGCUGCACAGCUUCGCAGGAGUCUUCUGCGUGCUGGCCGCCGGGCUGUUGCUGGCCUGCCUGGUGGCCGGGUUGGAGAUGUGGUGGAACAGCAAUCGCUGCCGGCAAGAGCAGCCCAAAGAGGACAAGGAGGUGAAUCUGGAACAGGUACACCGGCGUAUGAACAGUCUUAUGGACGAGGACAUGGCGCACAAGCAGAUCCCCGCCCCGUCUAUCGAGAUCUCUGCGCUGGACAUCGGCAGCAUGCAGCCCAGCCAGCCGCUGGAGUCUGUGCGGGACUUCCCGGGCACGGGGCUGUCUGUGAGCACCUUCCUCCCGGAGCAGGGACAUGGGGUGGGCAGGACGAUAGCACAGGGCCAUGGCAGCACCCUCCCCCUCCCUCUCAGCAGCUCCACCAUCCCCUCCAUCCAGUGCAAACACAGAUCCCCCAACGGGGGUCUCUUUCGUCAGAGUCCCGUCAAGACACCCAUGCCAAUGUCGUACCAGUCAGUGCCCGGAGGACCCAUCCCAGAAGCCAUUGAGUCGACCCACAGUACUUCCAUCUGAUCCCCCCCUCCCCCCA